This is a messenger RNA of Hypoxylon trugodes, 4259 nucleotides long. RefSeq names its product S-adenosyl-L-methionine-dependent methyltransferase. The transcript has a single exon. Gene Ontology annotation, cellular component: nucleus. Gene Ontology annotation, molecular function: methyltransferase activity; chromatin binding. The coding region runs from base 240 to 4235 and encodes 1331 amino acids. The record is from RefSeq and is a predicted model, not a curated record. Lineage: Eukaryota; Fungi; Ascomycota; Sordariomycetes; Xylariales; Hypoxylaceae.
AUUCCCCAAAAUCUAAAUCUUCAUAUUAUGUCAUGUUGUGUCACCUAAGGUAGUACGGCAACAUACCUACAAUCCGCAACCAACAUAGUUAGCAUAGAUGGAUUCUUCUAGGAAACAGGUCGGUUUUACGGGAAGGUUUGGUAAAUUUUACGACAAUAUGUCGCACGCCCCUAAAAAAGAAACUAUUUUAUUUGCUAAUAUCUUAUAGUUCUAUGUUGUGUUGAAACAAUAUAGCAAAGAUGGAUAUGGAUGAUGGCAACUUUUUCACCUGGCAACGCCUCCCAGGUUCCGACCAUGUAUCUACUGAAGCGCCUCUAACGCCCGAUUCGAGUCAUGACCAGUCAUUAUUUGGCUCGCCGUCUUCGCAUUUGUACGAGGACGUUAUUCAGAGCAUCGAGGAAGAUGCCGAAGAACGUAAUACACACAACCAUGGAAACGACUUGUGUAUAGGAGAAAGCGAGAAUAUACCAAUAGACCCGGUACGCGUUUAUACGCAGUCAGGGACAUAUUUAGAGGAACCAGAAGCGAAUCCAUAUGCCGAUCAAGAUGUUGCACCAGAUAUACCGGCUACCGACGCGCCGAAGGAAAGACCUAUAAUCGUGGAGAUCCCAAAAUCGACCCUUAUACAUCCGAGAUCACAUUUUCAAGGCUUCGUACCCCCAGUUACUGAGGUCACAGAAUCAGAAGCUAUAGUAUCGCUUCUCGAAGCCGCUAAAGCGCAAGGGUCUGCGCAGGAAGGAUUUAUUGAAUUUGAUUUACAUGACUUCUCUGUAUAUUUCUAUUCUGAAAUACAUCGUUACGAACUUAAAUCUUUACACCAGCUUGCGGUACGACAGUAUACCGAUCAAUUCUAUUUCGAUGGGGUGCUAAGUUGUGGCGAAAUCCGGUUCUAUCUAAGAAAAGUACCUUUUCGACAUCUACCCGUAGGAAAUUAUGGCAGCGAGGAACAUACCGUUGGCGACCAGAUCUGGAUACGGUCGGCAUUGAACGAGAAAAGAGAUAAGGAGAUAUAUUAUAAACUAGGAAAUCGUUCGACCGAAUACGAAAGAUUUUACGAGCCAUUUCUUUGGAUCGCGAAUCUUACGAAACACGUUCUUGACUAUUGCGAACAUUUGAAGGAGAUAGGCCGUCGAGCCGUGCUAGAUGACUUCAAGUCGCAGUUUAGCAUUUGGUUGGUGCAAAAACAUUCCGAAUCGACCGCCUUCCAGCAAUGGCAUUCCGCAAAUCGAGGUACCAAUUUUCGUGGGGCGAUUAUCGCCAACAUCGAAUUUAUCUGGAAAGAGGCUUAUGGUUUGGAUCCGAAGAUCGCUACAUGGCAUGAGUUGUGGGACGAAGUCAAAGAUAGAAAGCGUUACAAACCGAAUCUGGCUUUGAAUCAACUACCACUUAGCAAAGGUAACGGCCCAGCAGCUUACAAUCCACUACAACGUCAAGCAACAGUCCGCGUAUCGCCAACACCCGUAACUCCGUUUGUGUACGAUUUAUUUUCUUAUAUGGUCUUCGGAAAUGUUCUUAAGCGGGAAACGCUGUCCGGCAACAUUGAAAAGAAACAAAAAGCUUUCGUGCAGAGUAGCCGACUAGCUGAGCACAAGAGCCAGCUCACGAUCAAGCGAGAUGAAACUGAUCGCGAAAUGUUCAUCUCCUCGAUUGCGGUAGGUGAUGUUAUAUCGACGAAACCAGACGACGAAGGGACAGAUACCCAAUGGAAGCAAACGAAAUCUAAACAUCAUGAAGGGGAACAUCUAUGGUUUGGUCUCAUAUGGAAAAUCCAUGAAUCAGUGAAAGGGAAACGUUCUUUCGACGUAAUCUGGUUAUACCAAUCAAUUGACACCCCCUGUGGUGUUAUGAAGUACCCCUGGAAUAACAAGCUCUUCUUAUCCAACAACUGUACAUGCCAUCAUAACACAGCAAAGAUACAAGCGGAUGAAAUACUAUCAACCCAUAGCGUUGAAUGGUUUGGAGGUCCUUCUACUUCGGCCGAGUUUUUCGUUCGUCAAACAUAUCUUUCUGAUGACUGUCGAUGGACUACUUUAAAGGAAGAGCAUUUAACUUGCGAAGAGGAUGGAUUUGACAAGAAACAACUAUACAAAACUGGCGAUGCCGUUCUUGUUGAGACUGACCCGAAGAUACUUCAACUAGAGACCUUCAUUGUAGAAGCAUUCUUCAACGAAGGUAACACCCGUUGUGUCAAGCUACGAAAGCUAUUGCGAAGACAGGCUGUAGAUAAGGAUGCACCCAACGCGCCACUAAACGAGCUCGUAUACACCGAUCAAUUCUUUGAAAUCUCUACACGUAAGAUUUUCAGGCACUGUCUAGUGAGGUCAUUUCAACCCGGGGAGAGAAUACCCACCCCGUACGAUUGCGGCGGAACCGGAGAUCUUUUCUUCAUAACACAUCAAGAAAUCAAAAAUAGGGAAGGGCAACUAGCUUACGUUCCCUUCGAUAUGAAUCUCGCACAACAGUUCAGGCAAGGAUUCGACCCCACUCAGAUACAGCUGCCGGAGAAGCUACAGGGCCUUGACUUAUUUUGCGGAGGUGGGAAUUUCGGCCGCGGUCUAGAGGAAGGCGGCGCAGUUACAAUGCGCUGGGCUAACGAUGUCUGGAGUGAAGCUAUUCAUACCUACAUGGCGAAUAGCGAGCCCGGUGUCUGCACACCCUUUCUAGGCUCGGUUGAUGAUCUUCUGCUUCGGGCGCUAAAGGGUAACGGCUCCAAGGUACCUCAACCUGGUGAUGUCCACUUUAUAUCUGCUGGAUCACCGUGUCCAGGGUUUUCCCUACUCACGAAUAAUAAAACCACGGAUACCCAAAGAAAGAACCAAUCCCUCGUCGCGUCCUUCGCAUCAUUUGUAGACUUAUACCGUCCCUACUACGGCAUCCUUGAGAAUGUACCGACAAUGGUGAAUUCCAAGCGUUUUCGUGAUGCAUGCGUCUUCUCCCAGCUUGUCUGUGCACUCGUUGGCCUGGGCUAUCAAACCCAGGCCAUGUUCUUAGAUGCGUGGUCCUUCGGUGCGCCCCAAGCCCGAACGCGCAUAUUUCUCUGUUUCACCGCCCCGGGCUUCCGAAUGCCUAAAGUCCCCGCACCGUCGCACUCACACCCGCCCGGCACGAGGUUAAGUACCCUUGGAGAGAUAUCAUGUGGCCGCCCUUUCGAUAGCCGAAAACUUGUGUCGACACCUUUCAAGUUUGUAAGCAUUGGAGACGCUAUCGCGGAUUUACCUAACAUCCAGGACGCCAAGCCAGACUAUUGCGUCGGAUACCCAGACCACCGGCUAUCGAUCGGUUACACAACACCCUUGCGUAAGCAGCUUUUUGCUAUUCCCACCCAGCCACGGGGUAUGAACUUUAGCAAAGCCUGGUUCGGCCGUCCAGGUAUGCCAUCGGUCAUGAGCGCAUCGGACCGCGAAGUAUUUCCUGGUCCCCCCAGCCAGAGGAUUAUGCUCCCUUCCAAGGGCUGGGGUCGUGUGGAUUAUAGUGGCCUUUUCCAAACGAUCGCGACGCAGUGUACGCCAACGGAUGCACGUAUCGGGUAUACCAACCAUCCGACCCAACUUCGGUCUUUAACCGUCAUGGAGAUUCGUCGCGCGCAAGGGUUUCGCGAUCAUGAAGUGCUGGUCGCCCCUUCAAAUUACCAGUGGCGAAUCAUUGGUAAUAGUGUCGCUAGACAGGUAUCCCUGGCAUUGGGAUUGAAAGUGCGCGAGGCGUGGUUCGGCACAUUGUUUGAUGAGGGGUGUCUCCCACAAGUGGGAGUAGCCAGUACGGCUGCAGAGACGGAGAAAGAUGAAGAGUUGGGGCUUGAGGUUCGGAUGGGGGAUGAGGCUGAGGUACCCACCGAAGCCAGGGUAGAUAUCGAUCUAGAGGCUGAAAUGCAGGCGCAAAGAUCCUCCCGAAGAAGCGAAACGGUGUUUACCGAAACAAGUGAGGAGAGGGUUGAAAUAGAUGCGAUUUUGGGAAUUGAAACGAGUACUGAGGAAGAACAGGGCGAAGGAGGAUAUUCGGGUUUCAGUGCCAGUUCGGUUAGUACACUGGAGGAAAAUACGUUUUUGGUGCCUACGCCACCCCCACCGAACCAAACUCCGGAGUCGGAGUCGGCGACCCCUGCUACCAGCGAAGAAGGGAUAGAGAACGGGCGAAAAAGACCAGCAAGCUUGUUCGUUGGGAUAUGGGCAAAGAGACAAAGGGCCAAUGAAGAUGAUGGAAACGGUAGAGAUCAUCCCGGUUUGGGGGCUUACUCUUGAUGAGAGUGUUAAAGAGGCUCCUAU